CUAGACUUCUGAUUCAGCUAGACUUCUCAUUCAAAUAGUCAAACAUUCAGCAAUCCAUCGGCCUGAAAAAGGAUAUAACCGUCAAUUCGCUUCCCUACCCAUCCCUCGCUAUUUAUCCUCCCAUUCGCACUUCCAAUCACCCCACAGCAUUCCUCGUAAUUCCAUCCCCAUCCAAGCUCCAAUCCCAGCUCCAAUUUCGUCUCCCCAAUGCUCCAGCCCUUCCUCGAACACGAGGGGAGCCAACCCGAUCCGCCCCCGGACAAUGACCCCCCCUUCGACGCAGUUCCCGACAACGAUAGCCGCGAGUUUUCUUCUACCACCAACAAUUCCGCCAUUGCAAAUCGUAGCAAUGACCCCAUCAAGCUUCUGCACGUCUCGUUCAACCAGGACCACGGUUGCUUUGCCAUCGGCACUGAUCGCGGGUUUCGAAUCUAUAACUGCGACCCCUUUCGUGAGAUCUUCCGUCGAGAUUUCGACGGAAACGCCGGUGUAGGUGCUGUAGAGAUGCUCUUUCGAUGCAACAUCCUUGCUUUAGUUGGCGGCGGUGAUUCACCGCAGUACCCGUUAAAUAAGGUCAUGAUUUGGGACGAUCAUCAGAGCCGAUGCAUCGGCGAAUUAUCCUUUAGGUCUGAAGUUCGUGGUGUCCGGCUACGGAGGGAUCGAAUUGUUGUCGUUCUUGAGCAGAAGAUUUUCAUCUACAAUUUUGCGGAUUUGAAGCUGUUGCAUCAGAUUGAGACGAUUGCAAACCCUAAGGGGCUGUGUGCGGUAUCUCAGGUUGCUGGGUCGUUUGUGUUGGUUUGUCCGGGGUUGCAGAAGGGGCAGGUUAGGGUGGAGCAUUACGCAUCUAAGAGGACGAAGUUCAUUAUGGCUCAUGAUUCGAGGAUUGCUUGCUUUGCACUGUCGCAGGAUGGGAAUUUGCUGGCUACUGCCAGCAGUAAGGGGACUCUGGUUAGAAUUUUUAAUACACAUGAUGGCAGUUUACUGCAGGAGGUGAGGAGGGGUGCAGAUAGAGCAGAUAUACAUAGCUUGGCAUUCUCAGCCACUGCUCAGUGGCUGGCAGUCUCAAGUGAUAAGGGCACUGUUCAUGUUUUUAGCCUUAAGGUGAAUCCAGGAAAUGUUGGAAGUGAUAGGUCGAAUAGUCCUGAACCAAAUCCUUCUGUCGGGCCUGCUAGUUCUUCUCUCUCUUUCAUCAAAGGAGUGCUGCCCAAGUACUUCAGCUCCGAAUGGUCAGUGGCUCAGUUUCGCUUGCCUGAAGGAUCACAAUAUAUUGUUGCUUUUGGGCACCAAAAGAAUACAGUGGUUAUUCUUGGCAUAGAUGGAAGUUUCUACCGGUGCGAGUUCGAUCCAGUGACGGGUGGGGAGAUGAUGCAGUUGGAGUAUCAUAAUUUCGUCAAGCCGGAAGAAGCUUUCUAGCCAGGGCUGGAGAUGGAUGUAUAUGUUCAUAAUUAUUCAAUGUUUUCCUCUAGUCAUCCAUCUUCUCUGUCCCCUGCAAACUUGUGGGUUCAUGACGUUGUAAAUUUCGAGCUGUAAAUGUGACUAACAAUGUGAAGCAAACAUAACGUGAAAUGGGAAUUGUUAUCUGCUCGUACA
Sesamum indicum (sesame) is the source of this 1590-nucleotide messenger RNA. Lineage: Eukaryota; Viridiplantae; Streptophyta; Magnoliopsida; Lamiales; Pedaliaceae. The record is from RefSeq and is a predicted model, not a curated record.